AUGAGGCCACAGUACGAAACAUGGAAUGCUAGCAAGAUAACGACAGUGAAGGUCACCGAACCAAUUGAGACUGACAGUUUCCCAAAUGCAAAAUUCAAAGUUGUUAGAGGUUCUGCGAAUCAAGUUCACGAAUUUACUCUCGCAGACCUUCCGUGUCUCAACCUAUAUGACUGGAUCAUGCUCUACAACUUAUUGUUGAGAGACGAACAGAAGUACAAGUCUGUUAUCGCUCACCUCAAGCUCAUGAUUGUUUCGUAUAUACAAGAGGUGGGAAAUAUGGAUGUAGAGAUAGUUGUCGUGCUGCAAAGGAAGCCUUUUGUUGUCCCUAAAGAAGCUCCGAAAGGAUUUGAGAAGUUGAAGCUCGGGAAAAUUUACAAAGAAGGUUGGCAUGUGGUAUUUCAAGCAAGGGAACAGAACGAUGUUGAUCUUCAUAAAGCAUGUUUCUUCCUCCCGGACAAACAUUUGUACACUACUUCCUGUCUUGAAUUCGCUGCAGUGUACAAACAUUUGUACACUACUUCUUGUCAACAAAUUCAAGGGAAACAACGCGGGUGA
This is a messenger RNA of Lactuca saligna, 555 nucleotides long. The record is from the annotation of a GenBank genome assembly. NCBI's taxonomy places the organism in Eukaryota, Viridiplantae, Streptophyta, Magnoliopsida, Asterales, Asteraceae.